AUCCCCCUCACUCGUUGGGAUUUUCGCUUGUGAAUAAAGACCGUCUCCAAUGCUAUGAUGUUAAGUGAACCAAGCCCGACAGCGGGCAACGACUCUGUGACGGACCUACAGAGCUUCUUUGCGGUUGUCCACGAUGACCAUGAACACUACCGCAAUAGCUCUCACAAUGAUACAGAGAUGUACCAGUCGUUCAUCUUGCCGUGGUGGCGGCAGGUGCUUUGGACGGUGCUGUUCGCUGGGAUGGUGGUGGUGGCCACCGUCGGGAACCUCGUCGUCAUCUGGAUUGUACUCGCCAACAAGCGAAUGAGGAGCGUCACCAACUACUUUUUAGUAAACCUGUCCGUGGCAGACGCGAUGGUGUCAACGCUGAACGUGACUUUCAACUUUACCUACAUGCUGUUCUCCGACUGGCCCUUCGGCCACUUCUACUGCAAAUUCUGCCAGUUCAUCUCCGUUCUCAGUCUCUCUGCUUCCGUCUUCACGCUUAUGGCUAUUAGUAUAGAUCGGUACGUAGCCAUUAUGAGCCCACUACGACCUCGCCUGGGCAAGAGAGCGACUUUGGCGAUAGCAGCACUUAUCUGGGCAGGCAGCUCGGUCAUCAGCAGCCCGAACUUCAUUUUCUUCACUACUGACGUCACUGAGCAACACGACGGCAGCAGAAGACGGGUGUGUUAUGCCGAAUGGCCUGACGGCGUAACCACUCUCUCUACUUAUGAAUACGCAUACAACGUGACGUUCAUGAUAUUAACAUAUUUCCUGCCGAUAAUGUCAAUGAUGUACACCUACACGAAGGUUGGAUUCGAGCUGUGGGGCUCGCAGUCCAUCGGGGAGUGCACUCAACGGCAACUGGAUAAUGUUAAGAGUAAACGGAGGGUUGUGAAAAUGAUGAUUGUGGUGGUAGUAAUAUUCGCUGUAUGCUGGCUGCCGUUCCACGUAUAUUUCGUCGUGACGUCGUACUACCCUGACGUGGUCAACUACUCGCACAUCCAAGAGAUCUACCUGGGCAUAUACUGGCUUGCGAUGAGCAACUCAAUGUACAAUCCUAUUAUUUACUGUUGGAUGAAUUCUAAAUUUCGUCGCGGCUUCAAGCAGUUCUUCUGGUGCUGCGGCGUGUUAGGCGGCAGCAGACUGAGCAGGCACCGAGCGUUUGGCCCGGACCGGCUGGACCGUUCAGUUCGAUCCAUCUCGCCCAGCCGGAAAAACGGUACGAGUAAGUUCGAUACAAUAAAAUUUUAA
Hyposmocoma kahamanoa is the source of this 1236-nucleotide messenger RNA. It is a transcript of the gene NGR-A24, whose product is annotated as tachykinin-like peptides receptor 99D. Gene Ontology annotation, molecular function: tachykinin receptor activity. The coding region runs from base 55 to 1236 and encodes 393 amino acids. Gene Ontology annotation, cellular component: plasma membrane. The record is from RefSeq and is a predicted model, not a curated record. The transcript is spliced from 9 exons. NCBI's taxonomy places the organism in Eukaryota, Metazoa, Arthropoda, Insecta, Lepidoptera, Cosmopterigidae. Gene Ontology annotation, biological process: G protein-coupled receptor signaling pathway.